Molecule: messenger RNA, 735 nt
Organism: Helianthus annuus (common sunflower)
Lineage: Eukaryota; Viridiplantae; Streptophyta; Magnoliopsida; Asterales; Asteraceae
Exons: 1
Coding region: 1-735 (244 amino acids)
Source: RefSeq, a predicted model, not a curated record
AUGAAUUUAAACACGAAUUCGUUUUUUCAAUUACUUAAGGAUUCCAAUCCUAAUGAAAACCCAAACCCUUAUCAAAACUUUUUGUAUCCACAAUUUCAAGGAUACCCAAACACCCAAUUCCCAAAUCCCACCUUCUCUCAAUUCUCAAAUACUGGGUUCACCCACUAUUCAAAUCCCGGGUUCACCCAGUACCCAAAUCUCGGGUUCACCCAACACCCGAAUCUUGGGUUCACCCAAUACCCAAAUCGCGGGUUUACCCAAUUCCUAAAUAAUGGGUUCUCUCAACCAUUAACUAACCUCCCGCAAAGUCCAGCCAUCUCAACCACUAAAACAUCAACGGUUGAACCACUCACUUGUAGUGUAGAUGAAUCCCCAUCCCCACAGCUCAAGGCAACCAAAAAGAAAAGGGGCAAAGCAGUUGAAUCUUCAGAACCACAAAAAAGACAAUUGUGGUCAACUGAGGAAGAAGUCAUUCUCACAAAGGGGUGGUUACAUAUUUCAAGCGACGAGAUUACCGGGAACUCCCAAAAGAAAAAUGACUUUUGGAAGCGCGUCCAUGCAUAUUUCACCAAGGGUACCAGUGUGAAGAGAACAGUGGACAAUGUGAGAACUUACUGGCAUAUGAUAAGAUCUAAGGUGACGUCUUUUAACAACAUCUACAAUCAACUAUUGGGCCAAAAAAUAAGUGGCUGUUCUGAUGACGUGUUACUUAAUCGUGCCCGUGAAAUGUACUAA